Chrysochloris asiatica (Cape golden mole) is the source of this 372-nucleotide messenger RNA. Its product is annotated as ubiquitin-conjugating enzyme E2 variant 1-like. The transcript has 2 exons. NCBI's taxonomy places the organism in Eukaryota, Metazoa, Chordata, Mammalia, Afrosoricida, Chrysochloridae. Gene Ontology annotation, biological process: DNA damage tolerance; protein K63-linked ubiquitination. Gene Ontology annotation, cellular component: nucleus. The coding region runs from base 1 to 372 and encodes 123 amino acids. The record is from RefSeq and is a predicted model, not a curated record.
AUGGUAUUUGGUAUGGGUUGUCACCUUCUGCCAGCCAAGGAGCUUACCAGGGGCUGGCCUUCAAGCGACAGCAAUGCAAGAUGGCAGCCACCACGGGCUGGGACAAUUUAUGAAAACCGGAUAUACAGCCUUAAAAUAGAAUGUGGACCUAAAUACCCAGAAGCACCCCCCUUUGUAAGAUUUGUAACAAAAAUUAAUAUGAAUGGAGUUAAUAGUUCUAAUGGAGUGGUGGACCCAAGAGCCAUAUUAGUGCUAGCAAAAUGGCAGGAUUCAUAUAGCAUCAAAGUUCUCCUGCAAGAGCUUCGGCAACUAAUGAUGUCUAAAAAUAUGAAACUCCCUCAACCACCUGAAGGACAGUGUUACAGCAAUUAA